AUGCACAACCUUCUCGAGCAACAUCAAGAACAUAUCUGUACUUUCUUCAGAUCGUCAUCAUCCUUCACUGAAACAAGGCCAAUCACAACAUCAACAACACAUAAACCAUGUCACGCUCCUACGAUCGUGCCUUGACGGUUUUCUCGCCAGACGGACAUUUGUUCCAAGUAGAAUAUGCAUUAGAAGCAGUGAACAAGGGAACAUGUGCAGUCGGUGUAAAGGGAAAAGAUGUUGUUGUUUUGGGAGUUGAAAAGAAAUCAGUUUUACAAUUACAAGAUCCAAGAACGAUCAGAAAGACUGCAAUGUUGGAUGAUCAUGUUUGUUUGGCUUUCGCAGGAUUAACAGCAGACGCAAGAAUUUUGAUCGAUAAAGCAAGAAUUGAAUGUCAAUCACAUCGUUUAACCGUUGAAGAUCCGGUAACGAUUGAUUAUAUCACUCGUCAUGUCGCAGGUAUUCAACAACGUUAUACACAAUCUGGUGGUGUCAGACCUUUUGGAAUUUCUACUUUGAUCAUUGGAUUCGAUCAAAGUGAAUCUAUACCAAGACUAUAUCAAACCGAGCCAAGUGGAAUGUAUAAUGCAUGGAAAGCAUGUGCGAUCGGAAGAUCAAGCAAAACUGUUCGUGAAUUCCUGGAGAAGAAUCAUGAAGAUAACAUGUCAAAAGAUCAAACAAUCAAACUUGCUAUCAAGAGUUUAUUGGAAGUCGUUCAAACAGGAGCAAAGAAUAUCGAAAUCGCUUUGAUGGAAGGUCAUGGUAAAGUUCGCAAUCUAGAAUUGGCAGAAGUAGAAGCAGUCGUAAAAGAAAUCGAAACUGAACGUGAAGCAGAAGCAGAAAGGAGAAGGACACGAUUGGCCGCCACAGCAGGCGCACAAGCUUCUAUGGCAUCAGGUGUAGGCGAAUGAGCAACGCAUCUCUUUGUACAUAUACGAUCAUAACAGUCAAUAUAACGCAGUAAGACCUAAAUUGAGCUACGAUUGUCUGAUUAUGCUGGUACAGAU
This is a messenger RNA of Meira miltonrushii, 998 nucleotides long. RefSeq names its product N-terminal nucleophile aminohydrolase. The record is from RefSeq and is a predicted model, not a curated record. Gene Ontology annotation, biological process: ubiquitin-dependent protein catabolic process. The transcript has a single exon. Bases 108 to 902 code for a protein of 264 amino acids. NCBI's taxonomy places the organism in Eukaryota, Fungi, Basidiomycota, Exobasidiomycetes, Exobasidiales, Brachybasidiaceae. Gene Ontology annotation, cellular component: proteasome core complex, alpha-subunit complex; nucleus; proteasome core complex.